Geodia barretti is the source of this 522-nucleotide messenger RNA. NCBI's taxonomy places the organism in Eukaryota, Metazoa, Porifera, Demospongiae, Tetractinellida, Geodiidae. The record is from the annotation of a GenBank genome assembly.
GACCGAGCAGCGUAAACAAACCAGCUUACACACACGACACCUGAGCAAGCCCUGUGCAGCAGCUAAACACUACCCGCCCGGGGAGACAUGUCCGACGAGGUCGACGGAGGUUGUGAGUUGAACCUCUCUGCCACACCAGAGGAUGCCCAAUCUCCCCACGUAUCUAGCCUGUUCUGGGCGACAGUAACGGGCCUGAAGUCUCGAGGCGGAGACGGAAAGAUGCUGAUUUACAGCUACAUCGACUCCACAGUUGCCGCCGUAAAGACGAGGGUCGGUUCGUUGGAGGUGUGGGUGCAGGAGGAAAUCCGACACAUCUGGAGCAUAGUCGAUGCCAUACGUGGGCGCCUCGCCAGGGUGGAAGAGAGAGGGGACGGGACUGCCGACGCCAGGCUCACCGAGGUUCUGACAGAAUUGGCGCUGGUUAGACAGCAAGUGCAAGGCCUGGAGCAGCGGGUAGCCGCCAUGGAGCAGCAGCAGCUGGAGGGGAGAGCCGCCAUGGAGCAGCAGCAGCUGGAGGGGAGA